CAUUUUGUUCGCCGCCCGUCUGCCUGCCGGUCGUUCGUCUCCGCGGCCGCUCGAGCAGGAACGCUGAGCAGGGCGGAAGCCCCGCAGCCGGCCGCAGCCCGGUCGCCGAGAGUCGCCCCGGCCGUGCAGACCCGCGUCCCCGCCAUGCGGCCCCUGGACGCCGUGGAGCUGGCGGAGCCCGAGGAGGUGGAGGUGCUGGAGCCCGAGGAGGACUUCGAGCAGUUCCUGCUGCCCGUCAUCCACGAGAUGCGCGAGGACAUCGCGUCGCUGACGCGCGAGCGCGGGCGCGCGCCCGUGCGCAACCGGGGCAAGCUGUGGGAGAUGGACAAUAUGCUGAUCCAGAUCAAGACGCAGGUGGAGGCGUCGGAGGAGAGCGCGCUCAACCACCUGCAGCCGGGCGUGGAGCCCCGCGGGCCGCGGGCGGAGAAGGCGGAGGAGAAGGCGCAGGAGAUGGCGAAGAUGGCCGAGAUGCUGGUGCAGCUGGUGCGGCGGAUAGAGAAGGGCGAGUCGUCGUGAGCGGCGGUGAUUGUUAUGGCGGCGGACGGACUUCAGUGAUGGAUCUCUCCUGUGCCGCAGGUUUCCAGCCAGCGGAUUCUGGUCGAGUGAUGGCUGACACCCCGGAGAAGCUGAAACCAGAGAGCCUUGUUUCCCUUUUCUUUCCUGUCUUCUCUGUCCUCAUUUACACUACGUUUCUGCUGUGGUCUGCGGUGGAUGACCUCAAUGAGCUUGAUCGUUAGAUUCGUUCCUUUGGUUGGGGAAGUAAUUUUUAUUUGGAAAAUGCUCUCACAGGAAUUAGGGCCUCGCUCGUGAGCUCUUGGGCAGCAGCCUCGUCGUUCCUGGGCUUGGAUUUUGAGGUGCUUUGCUCUUCCCUCGUGUCACCUGACAGCUCCCUGGAACUCGGGUCGGUGUGAGGCACACGUGCCGCUCGGGAGUUGGAGUUCAUCCCUCAGGACGGGUGUUAGAGGACGGCUCCGCGCAGCAGCUGCUGAAGAGGGGACCAGACUCCACCUGGACUGCAGAUGGGCCCUCUGACUAGGACUGGUGGACUGGGAGAAGGGUGGGAGCAUGGAAUUCCUUCUCUUGGGAGACUUUAAUUUCUGUGUGAGACCAAAGGAGGAGAGAUGUAUUUUGUGCAAAAUUUAAAUUUUAUGUGGUACACUAUAUUGUAACCUGUCUGGUGAGUUUAUUUGGAAAACCUAAUUCUAAAUGACAUGGAGCCUAGGAUGGGGGACGAGGUCUUGGUAUUCUGUACAAAUUGAUGGGGCAGCCCCAUAUACUUGAGGGGGGUCUGGGAAGAUACUUGGAAAGGCUUAAGAUGGACUGAGGAGGAAGACACGGGACUGUCUGCAGUGGACCCUAAACUACAAGGAAGAGGCGUCUUCAAGGUUCCUGUGUAGUCGAGCUCUAAGUUUGAGUAGCAGACCUGAGAAGUAUUUGAGGUCAAAACCCCUACCAUGUUUGGAAAAAAAAUCUUACAUGUUAAUAAAAAUAUUCGUUUGCUUGAAAA
Molecule: messenger RNA, 1507 nt
Organism: Nannospalax galili (Upper Galilee mountains blind mole rat)
Lineage: Eukaryota; Metazoa; Chordata; Mammalia; Rodentia; Spalacidae
Gene: Mrfap1
Product: Morf4 family associated protein 1
Exons: 2
Coding region: 145-516 (123 amino acids)
Source: RefSeq, a predicted model, not a curated record